This is a messenger RNA of Lepus europaeus (European hare), 585 nucleotides long. RefSeq names its product B-box and SPRY domain containing (gene BSPRY). NCBI's taxonomy places the organism in Eukaryota, Metazoa, Chordata, Mammalia, Lagomorpha, Leporidae. Bases 1 to 585 code for a protein of 194 amino acids. Gene Ontology annotation, molecular function: zinc ion binding. The transcript is spliced from 4 exons. The record is from RefSeq and is a predicted model, not a curated record.
AUGUCCGCGGAGGGUGCGGGGCUGGCGCCGGGGCCGGGGCCGGGACCAGGGCCGGGACCCGGGCCCGGGGCCGAGCCGGGGCCGCUCUGCCCCGAGCACGGCCAGGCUCUGAACUGGUUCUGCGGCUCCGAGCGGCGGCCCGUGUGCGCCGCCUGCGCGGGGGUGGGCGGCCGCUGCCAGGGGCACCGCAUCCGUCCAGCCGAGGAGCGCGCCGAGGAGCUGCGGAACAAGAUCGUGGACCAGUGCGAGCGGCUGCAGUUACAGAGUGCUGGCAUAACCAAGUAUGUGGCCGAGGUCCUGCCGGGGAAGAACCAGAGAGCAGUGAGCAUGGCCAGCGCAGCGAGGGAACUGGUUAUCCAGCGGUUGAGCCUGGUGAGGAGCCUGUGCGAGAGCGAGGAGCAGCGGUUACUGGAACAGGUGCAUGGUGAGGAGGAGCGGGCCCACCAGAGCAUCCUGACACAGCGAGUCCACUGGGCCGAGGCCCUGCAGAAGCUUGACGCCAUCCGCAGCAGCCUGGUGGGCAUGCUCACCCAGCUGGAUGACCUGCAGCUGCUUGAGAAGGAGCAGGACAUCUUUGAGAGGUGA